Carica papaya (papaya) is the source of this 682-nucleotide messenger RNA. Lineage: Eukaryota; Viridiplantae; Streptophyta; Magnoliopsida; Brassicales; Caricaceae. The record is from RefSeq and is a predicted model, not a curated record.
UGUAAUAAGGGGGGCGAAGUGAUGGAAAAAUGAAAUCACACCAAAAAAAUUGUCCUUCAAGUACGGAACAUGAAAAUUAUAUGAAUAGAUUAGAUAUCACAACUAUAAAUACCGAUGAUCUUUUCCUGACUCGAGCAAGUAGCAGAUCAAAUUUGCAGAGAAUCAAUAUGAGAGGGUUAACUGAGUGUUUAGCGAUUCUGACACUGUUGGUUUCUUCCUGUGUGAUUAGUAAUGGAGCUGAUACGGAUUCACAGCUCUGCUCUACCAUAUUCCGCCAACUCAGUCCUUGUAUUCCUUACCUGACGAAAUCUGUCGUCUCCCCAUCCAAAAACUGUUGCGAUGGUGCAAAAUCUCUGGAGAAGUACGGCCGAACCAAGAAAGAUCGACAAGAUUUCUGCAUGUGUGUUAAGGCCCGCGCACAGUCGCUCAACGGCCUUGAUUUUUCUCGCGCUAAUCAGCUUCCAGACUUGUGUAAUUUGUCUGUGGAGCUCCCACAAAUGUCUCUUUCAUUCGAUUGUUCCAAGGCUUAACGGAAGAUCUGAGAGGAUCGGAAUAAAAGAUGGUGAAUCGUGUCUGUUGAGAGUUUAAACUAGAAGAUCUGAGAAGGUUGUUUGUGCUUCAUGUAUAUUAAUAAACGUUUUGGAAGGAAUAAUAAACUUGCAAUCCAUUUUCGGUUUCUCCA